UAGUCGUUUAAGCAAGCUUCACGCUACGAAAAGAGUUAGGGAGAGUCGAGACGGAGGGGUUCGAGUUGAGUACGAAGUUACGGAAUGGACAGGAGAUGAUGCGGCAGAGGACGGGCAACAGCAUGCGGGAAUAUUCUAUGAGGCACUUCCUAGGACAUCAUGAUUUUGAUCGCUCGGUCGCCGUGCAUGCGGCCGAUCGAAUCUACCUGCUACUGGAUGAUACAGUUCCUCCUGUGUUCUCUAGGUAGCGGCAGCCGCUGCCUUUUAUUCCUGCAAUGCGGCGACUGGAUAAGUGAAUCCUACACUGAGGCUUAUCAUUAUUCGCAAGGAUACAUAGUAGUGAUCUGUCAAAUAAGAUCUAAGCUUCCGUCUAAAAGAAUAAGUUAUAUCGAAUAGGGAAUCAUUUCGGUCAGGAAAACUGGAUAAGCCCGGAACAGGCGAUUUUCAAGCCAUGGAGUAAUUAUGGCCGAGAUAUUUGUGCAGCAACCAAGAUGGCAAUCGGUGAAUGGACAUAGGAAGAUAAUUCCGCAAGAUAUCGUAUAAAGAAGUCGUUAUUGUAUUAGUAUACGACAAUAUUGAUCUCCGGGACUCGACAUGAACCAACCGAUACCAAAAUUGAAUUAGAGGUUCAAAGUUGAUAUGCAGCUAUAAUUUUUUUUUUUCGCAAGUCAGAUAUCUCGCCGGUCGUGGGCUGACCUUCCAUGUGAAAAAAGGAUGUUGCACCGCAUUCCCACGAAGCAGGCGGCCAAGAUCGAUCUUUUGAAUCGCUAGUGCUACUCAUCAAUUCGUGACUAUCCCGAAUCCAA
Daldinia caldariorum is the source of this 806-nucleotide messenger RNA. RefSeq lists its product as uncharacterized. NCBI's taxonomy places the organism in Eukaryota, Fungi, Ascomycota, Sordariomycetes, Xylariales, Hypoxylaceae. The transcript is spliced from 3 exons. The record is from RefSeq and is a predicted model, not a curated record. Bases 160 to 396 code for a protein of 78 amino acids.